GUGGCCGCCUCGUGGCCGCCUCGUUCGCUGGGCGGGGCUGGCGUGGUUCCGCCACGUUGCUGCCCGUUGUCGCCUCAUGGCCGCCGCGUGUGCUUCCGUAGCCAUUUGGCUCAAGUCGCGUGGGUGCGAACAUUGUGCUCGCCCCGAUCGGUUGGGGUCUUUGCAGUACUCGGAUUACUCAAUCGUUCUCUUUGCGGCCAGGCAGCACGAACGAGCUCGCGCCAUCAUGCCGUCCGUCGGAGAUACUAUCACGAAGUUCGUUGGCGCAGCGGUGGUCGUAUUCCAGGCCCGCGCACGUAUGACUCAAGACCUUGUUAUUCAAAAGGCGAGCGCUCGGAAUGGCACCACUUGUAAUCUCACGUACGCAAGCCACAGCGGCUUUGGAAAUCAAGUCGUCGGGGCCUGUCGUGCUGCGUUUAUUGCAAGGUCCCUGGGUUGCAGGCUGUUUUUGCCACCAGUUCUGGAACAUGAUGAUUCACUUGGGUGUGGAGCGAACAGUACACGUUGUGAAAAUCCAAAACAUAUGGAAAGACUGUUUAAUGAAUCUAAUAAUCUGUAUCGUAAGAGGUCACUGCAGUUUGAUGACAUUUUUCGGUUGGCUAAUUCAUCCUGGCCUGUGGCGCGUGUGCCGCAGCCGUUCGAUUGGAGGAAGUUUGAACGCGUCGCCUUGAAUCGUUCGUUAAUGGAGUCUGUAUCAGAUGAUACGAGUGGUUCUGGUAGCUCUGACGAUUGGACGGAGGUCUUGUUUCAGACGAGCCCCGUCGGCAACCUCCUGAUUGGCAGUGCUUUUGGAAUGCGUGGGCCGGAGGUACCUACCACGCAACUUUUUUCGGAUUUCAACGCUCCGAUUCAUGCAGCUGCUGGUCCCUUGCUUUCUGAUCUGGGGCCGCGUUAUGCGUGCGUGCAUCUUCGUCAACAUGAUGAUUCCCUGGAGACAGGAGCGACGGUCGUGGACAAUAGCCUCGUGCGGUGGGUGAACCACUACAUUAACGAGACCACCGUGGCCCCGGCCUUGGGUCCAGAGAACUCAACCAAUCUCUUCAUGAUGAGUGGAAUGCCGCAGACUCUUGUGAAGAAGAUCAUGAGGACCGUCUGUGACAACAAACGUGGACUGUUUGCAGAGUGCCUUCGCCUCUCCGACAUGAGGGAAGUGGAUCUGGGAUUCCCCAAGGACCAGCAAUCUUAUAAUGCGUUGAUUCUUGAGUUGUAUGUGUGCUCCCAUGCCACUGUGAUCUAUUUGCCCAGCUACGGACCAGAGUCUUUUGGGAAGACGUGUCCAGGAUGUUCAGGACUUAUCGUAUCUGGCGGCGAUGUCCACAGAGUGAACAUGUCGAGCGUCCCGUCCUCUCUCAGUCGGCUGGUUUAUGAGGUGCACAUGAUGGUCAAGAGUGUCAGCCAGGCACGGUCUAUGUUGUACCUGCAGUCGCAGUCUGUUGGCUCUCCCUUGCUCGGGCCCUUGACAGGCAUCACCGUUGCGAUUGGAUUGACCUUGGCGUCCGUACGUCUGUGCCUGGCUCGAUCGGUCCAGAGGCAUCCCUUUGCGCUGCAGACCGUCGCAGCGGUAGAAUAACGGGGUAGAAAUCAAUCACCAGCCACGCUGGAGUGCAGACGCCAUCGGUGCCCGGGGCGCGCCCGGGGGGCGGGCUUUUUUGGCGACAGGCACGACGUUGGCUCGUGCGGUAUAUUGUGCCAACGCAUGUUGCCAGCCUCGCUGGUGGGCCGUCCGCGCAGCCCUCACUGUUUCUCGAGGCCGCCCCUCGGAGGAUCCGCCACUCCAGCCCGCAUGCCGACCUGGUCCCUCCACCCUCUUUCUUUUCCAUCCAGCUAGCUUUUACCGGUGGCUGGCGCCGUUGCGGCGUCGGCGCCGCGAGCCACACGUUCCGCCCUCUGCGAUCGCCUCACAAAGACCCGGGUAUGCACGGCUGCCUCGCUGGCUGCGGAAGGCGCCAUCGGUGCUCCAAUUGACCGGCCGUGUAAUUAGGUUUCAUCCGCACCUUCGAUUCGAGAGCCAUCGCGGAUGUUUUUUCCGUGUUGCGCUCACGCUGCCUAACCUGUACCAGGCUCAGUUCGUGAUGAAGUUGAGAAAACAUGGCCGCCUUGUGUGCUUGGCGGGUUUGGCGAGGCGUUGCCAUGUUGCCGCCCGUGGCCGUUGCUCGAGGCCCCGUC
Molecule: messenger RNA, 2166 nt
Organism: Prorocentrum cordatum
Lineage: Eukaryota; Dinophyceae; Prorocentrales; Prorocentraceae
Source: the annotation of a GenBank genome assembly